GUUUCACACGUACUUGUUUCGUGGUAGACCCAUUACAUAAUCUUACUCAAACUGGUUUCAAGCAAGGGAAACAGCAUGAAGUGGAUUGUGCUGAUAGAAAUAUACAUUGUAUAUUCCAAUGGUGCACUGGCUGCUGGAGUCUGCAAAGGUACUUGGGAUUCCUAUGAAGGGUCUUGCUACGCCUAUGUGAACGACCAAGAAACGUGGGCAGGCGCGGCGGAGAUAUGUGAACGGCUCGGGGGCUACCUGGUUGAAAUAACCUCAUCUACGGAGAAUAACUACGUGAAGCAGUUAAUCAGGAGCAGUAGUGCUGGAGACGUAUGGACAGGAGGCAACGACCUGUUAGGUUUAGGAAAAUGGAGUUGGUUAAACAGCGGUAACAGAAUACUGUUUACUGACUGGGCGCCUGGUGAACCACAUGGGAGCUCAGUUACCCGAUGCAUUCAAUUAUGGGCUGAUGAUUCGUAUUUAUGGGACGACACACCUUGUCAUGAAGAAAAUGCCUUUGUGUGUGAAAGCGGUCCAUUAUCCGAUGGGUCAGGCGUUACUGGUGAAGUCCCAGACUUCGGUUAAAAGUAUUAUCAGUACUUGAUGUAUCACGAUGAUGCAAAAUGAUACAUACUAUGUUAAACAACCAUGAAUACGAAAUACAUUUGUGAAUCCUU
Molecule: messenger RNA, 665 nt
Organism: Haliotis rubra (blacklip abalone)
Lineage: Eukaryota; Metazoa; Mollusca; Gastropoda; Lepetellida; Haliotidae
Product: perlucin-like protein
Exons: 5
Coding region: 76-573 (165 amino acids)
Source: RefSeq, a predicted model, not a curated record